GCUGCUUAGUCGCUCUUUGUCUGUCGCGUGCGCUCGGUGGUUGGGGUGUUGUCGGAAGGGUGGAGGUGUCGGGCGCCAGUCGCUACGCGGACGUUGAGCUCGGGAUCUCCGUUGUCCCUCGCGAGACUUUUUUUUUCCGCCCCCGUAAAGCUUGUGCUCGCGAUCGACGGACGUUCGCUUCGUUCGAUUCGUACGCGGUAACACGCGUGCGUUUUCCGAUCGGUAGCCGUGACAUCGUCGAAUGUCGGAUCCGCGCGAUAUCGCCCACCGAACAAGCUCGAUCUCGAUCAUUGGCUCCGUGUGGCCGACGAGGAUCGCGCUCAUGUGACGAUUACUUGCUACAUGACGAUAAAACGAGUGUCGUACGUGAGAUCGAAAAGGAUCGAAUACGUAAGCGUUCUCGGUUGCUGUGAUUUGCUUACCAGUCGGGAGGAUACUCUACGGUAUACUACGUACAGCUUCGGGACUAUAACGGAUAUCGAUGGUGAUUCGAUGCAGCCACGAGGGGACGGAAUCGUGACGAUUUCGAUUGCGACCGUAUCGGCACAAGGUGUACCCUGAUUUCCAUUCAGAAGCACGCGAGAUUACGUUUCGAUCGAAACCGGGCAGUUAUCGUUGGACGUAAAUCAUCGGACCACUCGACGGAUGAGUAACGAAGCGUGGCCCGCUGCUCUCAAGGAGAUCGACCGCGUCGCCUCGACGAGUUUGCAGACCGGACCAAUCAUCUUGGAGGACGAGGGGAUCGCUGGCGAUGUUUUCGGCGAGACGAAGCAUCGGCGGAAGGCCAAAGUAGAGAUAAAAGCGUGAAACGAGAUCGAGUAUAAGAUGAGAUAGAUAGAUAGAGAGAGAGAGAGAGGGAGAGAGAGAGAGAGAGAGAGAGCGGGUCGCUGGAGAUCUCGAGGAACGAAACACAAUGUGCUGGAGUGUACGAGCCUGGUGGUGGAGAGGCGCGCUUCUCGGGACGAUGAUGCUGUUAUCGUGGACGUGGCCGGUGGUGGAGGGCUGCCCGAACAUGUGCACGUGCAAGUGGAAGAGCGGGAAAGAGUGGGUGGAGUGCGCGAAUCGAGACCUCAAGGGACUUCCCCAAGGCGCCAGAGAGGAGACCCAGGUGUUGGAUCUGUCGAACAAUCAUCUGGUCAGUCUGCCGCCGGAAUGCUUUCACGCGCUCGGCUUGAUCAAUCUGCAACGACUGUACCUGAGUAGAUCGCACAUCAGCCGUAUAGCAGCCAGAGCGUUCGUCGGUCUGGUGGGGCUGGUGGAGUUGGAUCUAUCGGAGAAUCUGAUCGAGGAGAUACCUAGCGACACUUUCCCCUCCUACUCGAAUCUGAUGAAGCUACUGCUCAACGGCAAUCCUAUACGGGAAAUCCGUGCAGCAGCAUUCCAGCAUCUGCCGCAUCUGACCAACCUGGAAUUGAGUCACUGCCGGCUGGAGAAUAUCGAACAGGGGGCGUUCGACGGCCUUCAUCUGCUCGAGUGGCUACGACUCGACGGCAAUCGGUUGACUCGCGUGCCCGAACGCACGCUGCCCCUAGGCGGCAGCCUCCGCGGACUCACGCUGCACAACAAUCCCUGGGUCUGCGAUUGUCGUCUGCAGGCCACGCAAGCUUGGCUCAAGGAAUCCGCGCCGGCCGCCCCUCAGGAGUCCGACCCCGUCUGCGACGCUCCUGCCAAACUCCGCGGCAAACAGAUCAAGACCGUCAACGAACUCGCUUGCCUGCCACGGAUCGAGCUGCGGAACCGAGUGGAGGCCUACGAGGGAGACAACGUCACGCUCAAGUGCGACGUUUACGCCGUCCCGGCUGCCAAGCUCACCUGGUGGUUCAACGGCGAACUCUGCGAACUCCAGAACGAGAACGACACGCUCUCCGCUUCCUCGGCUACCACCUUUCCCCGGUACGUCUACAGGCAGCGCGGCGGGAUCAACACGAGCAGCACUCUGCUACUCUACUCCGUGGAGACUUUGAACGAGGGCACGUACACGUGCAUAGCAGAGAACGGAGCGGGGUCCGCGGAGGCGAAUUUAUCUUUGCGAGUGCUGUUCCAGGAGAAAAUAACCGUGGAACCGCCAAACGAUCGCUCAAGAUCGGGAUACGUGGUGGCCAUAGCAGCCGGUGCUCUGCUGGGCACUCUGUUUGCCCUGGGCUCUCUGAUCGGUAGCAUAGUGUUCUGCGUGCGGAAACGUCGUCGCGACCGCAAAAGGAACUCGAAAGCUCUGGUAUCGCAGAACAAAUCUGUUAUGCCUAUCACCAAGGAUACCGCCACCAGUUUACCGUGCAGAAAGGGCAACGGCAGUUUGAUCGGGCUCGAGCACCAGCAGAUGGUUUCGUACACCGAACGAGAGUUGAACCGAGCCGCGACACUCGAACGCAGAGAGCACAGAAACAUGGAGGAACCGUACUGCAGCCCGGUUUCCAAGUAUCUGACGGAACCAGAUCUGAUAAACGAGGUGCCAGAGACGACGGACGUCGGAUACGGUCAGUUGUAUCGCCAUCAGCCCGGUGACAGACAGAUCCUGGAAUACGACUCCGGAUACCCGCUGCAACCCGAUCUACGACCAGCGAAUAUCCCACAGCUGAGCUAUCUCGAUCAAGACGGUUACCCGCUCAACUUUGGCCUACCGAAGAUCCCUUUCAGCGCCGCGAGCACGCUACCGCGUCUCAGGCAGAGGAUGCCGGUGGAAGGUUCCGCGGUCGCGCCACCAGCCAGGUACUCGAGGGAAGCGGAGUUCCUCGCCAGAUCGCCAGGAUACGACCCCGUGCUGCCUCGAACCGACACCAGGUACACCGCCGAGGGAUACCCUUACCCCGCUCAACAAUCGCAGCCGAUUCAACCGGUCGAGCAACCCAUUCAGCAGCAGCUUCCUGUGUCCCCGGUGUCGCCGGUCGCCGUGUUCCCCGAGGUACCGUUCAUUCCCUCUCCCCCAGCCGCCUACAGAGGCGAGACGACGCCGCUGUCGCCGAGAUCGCUAUUAAGCAAAACUGCCCGGGAAGCUGCCGCGGCAGCCGCCGCCAGGGCGGACGAUCUCCAGCCGCCUCAUCAUCCGGAGAGUCCCGACGAGGGAUACGUUGGCGACGCGAUGGACGUCUAAGAGAACUCGGGAUCGACGACACGAAGAUGGCUCGCGCAUAGAGCAGAAGACCGGCGGGUCGGUUCGAAUCCGAUUAUCUCGGUUCCCGGGGGCAGAGCAGAGACAGCGGAUCUGUCGCGUACACGAACCGAGGAAACUGUCGGGACGUACGUUCGGACAAAUUAAUCCAAGGGAAACAAGGCACGGACACGAUUGGCAGAACAAGAAACUCGACAGAGAGCUACGUCGUCGUUGUCGUCGUCGCCGUCGCCGUCGUUGUCUGCGAGAAUAGAUAUCAAACGUCGUGCGGCCAAAAUGCCGGUUGAGCAGGAACAAAAGGAGCCGGAGCAACGGAAACGUAAUGGAUUAAUCAGGUGCGAGGCUUCCCAGGCGUCCCGAAUCACGUGUCUGCGGAUAAUAAUUUCUUGUCAGUAACAGGUCUCCGUGUUCGAGGAACAGCCAGCGUUGCUAAUCAAAUCGUCUACCCCGCAAAGUGAGAGGGGGAGGGGGGGGGGGCAACGUUCGAACGCGGCAACGGAUUUUUCACCAGCUUUUUCCAGGUGAAAAGCGUCGUAAAAGCCGUUUUCGGUAUAGAACUUUUGGCGAAAAAUUCGAGUUGUUUGUCGGAGAGGAGAGCAUAGGGAAAUUCAGGAAAUUCUGCGUUGAAAUUAUACGAGCUCGGUUAGUCGAGCAAAAUCCGCAAAAUAGAAGAGCGAGCGAGCGAUUUUUCGGCGUUGUCGAACGAUCGACGUGGAUGCAAGUUCCAUGGCGACUGGUGCAGGGAAUUUUCGCAUGGUUCCGGAACGCAGAUCUCGACCAUUCUCGCCAGCCUCGCUUGGCAAUGGAAUUUGCCGGAACGAGGGUUACGCGAGCGGUGCACCGAUCAGAGGAAUCGAAUUUUCCAAGAGCUUACGGAAGCCGACGAACGCAAACGAACGGCCGCGAGCGCAGUCGGAAUUUUGAAAACCGGCUGAUCCGAUCGCGCAGUCCGAUCGAAGCUGAUCUGUCCACGUACCGAAGAACGCUCGCCCUUUACGCUCGCUCGUACUAUUGCGAUCUGUCACUCCGACUACAGCCGGAAAUUGGAAACGUUUCUGGAACGAACGGUAACUUUGCUCGCUGGUUGGCAACGGUGGUCAACUUUGUCAAAGUUAUGCGUUUGAUAGCGCGGGAAUCCUCGAUGAAAUAGUUGAGAGAAAUUGUUUGUAUGUACAUAGGGGACGAGUGGGACGAGUGUGUGUCAAAGUGUAAGAAACGAAAGAAAUUACAGAGGAGCGUGUAGUGGAGAGUAAAAUACCGAAUGGCGUACUACCGACCUUAAAGCUUAAGAAUAUUCUUCCGUUAACAAACACAAACUCUUUCGCCUCGUUAAAAUGGACGUCUUUCAUCGUACACGGUACGUUUAAAAGUAAGAGAUGCAAAUGCGUGGAAUAGCAACUCGUUUGCAGCCACUGUAAGCGGUAAGAGGAGCGCAAAGCGCGAGAGAGAAGCGUGCUUUCGAAACGAAGAAAGGAUACGACGGAGAAGAAACGAGAAUACUCUGCUGGUUUACGAGUCCCUCGAGAGGACUCGUUCGAUAUCUGCUCAAGUUCAUACGCAUCCUUCACCCCCUUCAUUCACCGUUCCAUCUCCUGGUCAUUUCCUCUUUAGGCUAACCAAUUGUAUCGUUAUUAGAGUCUACUGCUCGUCGGUUUCCCAAGAAACGAACAGGCUCUAUCCGGUCUGGAAAGUUCCGACGAAAGGUUAUAGCAAUUCUACCGUAGUGAUAAUAACGUUAACUCGGUGUUUAAGACUGGUGAACUGUGCGAGAUUACGAGAGAGCCGGUAUAGGCCUCGGCUAGCCCCAUGUACAGACACGUUAAAUAUACAUAUACAUAUGUAUAAAUUUGUACACCACUCUGGAAAACGCGAAAACCAACGGGCACACACGUACGUAAAUGUCCACAUAUUAUAUGUAAUACAAGUAUACAGACGUGAAUGUGAAUAGGCGGAAACGAGGGUUGGUCAGAACACGCGCUGGACACGCGCGGAAAGUAGAUAUUUUUUGAAAGGUGUCGUAGAGCCUAACACGCGUGACCAGGCAACCGCUCGCUCCGUCUUCUCGCCCUGUAUUCGUUAUCGUUGUGUAGCCGAUUUUUAAGAGUUCGAUCGUACGCGUUGCUUCGCGAUACUCGACCAAUCGAUACCAACAACCGACUGCAAAACACUCGUACAAUUUUCACCGUGACUCCUCAUCUUCGUCCAGGAAGAAGACGUACACGUUUUUCUCUGAAUUUGUUCAAUGAAUCCGCGCGAGGUUGGUGGUGUAUCGCGAACCAGGCUGGCGUCGCACCGAUCAAACGGCAAGAUCGGUUCAUCUAGAAUCUAGGUAAUAAACGAAUCGAUCGUUCUUCGAGGGCUAUCUAUCUAGCCCGAUCCAACGCUAGGUUUACGAAUUACGAUCAGCGGAUGGCGGACCGUCGGACGUGCAGCGAAAGGAUGCACAGCUCCGUUUAGUAGUGGAUCGUCUAUUCGGGCGAUCGUAAACGCAACUGCUGCUGCCCUCUUUUCUGCCUCUUGUCGAUCAUCGGCCGAUUCACGGACGAACGGCGACAGUCUCUCCGCCUCGAAGCGUGAACUCGAAUCCGCACAUCCUUCCGAGCUCACCACGGCUCGAAUACCACGACCCCUCGAAUUUUUCGUUCGAUACGCCCCGCGUUUCGCUCGCGCGCACGCACACACGCGCACACAAAAUUUUGAAUCAGCGUUAACGGCGUUUUACAGGGUAUCCGGGUGAUUGGCGAAAGGAUCGUCGAGACGGAAACUUCGUUAGCCGCGACAAUAGGAAGCGACACUUGGGAUCAGUGGUAGCUGAAAGCGAACCGAGUCUACGCACUCCUCCGUGUUUACGAGUACCACGAAGAUGUUCUCGGUUUGUACGAAGGAAAUCGAGUUCACUCGAGUCUUUUUUCACCUCGAGGUUGCUCGUGUUGCCGUACUCGCGUCAACGUUCGCACUUGCGAAAAUCGGAUCAGCGAUCAUCGAUCGAAGCUCGCCUCCCGUCUCUGCCUCGACGUUCCAAGCGAGUCGAAGGACGAUCUUCGCCAACUGCGAGUCGCGAAUGGAAAUACUCUUCCGGUUUCCUCUUGCACGCGUACGCCAGAUACGAAAGGGAUCGCCCGUUGGCGUCGAACCGCGUUUAUCGGUUUGUCAAACCAGCGAAAAGGGAGCAAGUUUCGAUGAAGAAUUUCGCGGCAAUAUAUCAAACGUAAUAAUUUGCGUGGCGCAUCCGUACGCGGUGCACGCGCAGGCUAGCAAUAAAAUUUUCAGGAAAAAAAUCGUCGCUGCUCGACCACGGACGCGCCGUAAUUCACGACCGCGGCAACGCCGCUUUUUGAGUUACGACGCGGUCCAGAUUAUUUGGCACGCCCCGAGUGGAAUUAGGUUUACGAUGUUCCCCGAACCUCGUCUCGUUUUCCCAUCGCGUCGAUGUACAAAACGCACGUGUUCAUGUACCUACACCGCUUUGUUCUCCGCGUGUUACCGUCCUUUCUUCUUUUAUUUUCCUUUUUUUACACUUUCCCAUCGACGAUCGGAACGCGCCGCUCGUUCAACAGGGCUCUUAUCGUGGCUUCGCUCGAAUUUUCCCCUUCGAUGUUGUGCGCAAUGAAUAUGUUGUACUUUUUCCGGAUUAAUUGGACGCGCUCGUUUCGUCGAAUUUUUCCCAUUUUUCAGCCGCUCUUCCCGACCUCGCUCGCGUAGUAACUGGCAUCAUGAAAAUCGCUCGCCUCCCGAUAAUCGAUGGUGAAUUUAUCGUUCGUGGCGCGACAAUCAAAGGCGAAAAAGCAAGCUUUAAACGGAACAAACGCAUCUUCCACCUCGAUUCGUUCGCUUAUAUUUUAUAGAAUUUAAUUUUCCAUUUUCGGCCGUUCGUUCCACAUUUUCCAACGUUUUUCAAUUUCGUCUCUGACGCGCUAUUAGGCAAACGUAUCGAACUUAACAUUUUUAUUUCACUCGUAUCGUUUCUCUUGCUCCUUUCUUUCUUCUCUUUUCUUCUCUUUGUUUCAUCCCGGAACAAACUUUUAGUCCUUUCUCGCCAGGAUGUAUUCGCGAAACGACCAGUCUGUCGAACUAUGCCUGUUCGGCUACGUUGACGGGGACCCACGACGAUUUUCCCUUCGAGUUCCAUUUUUGCAACCCGCUUUGCAACAAACAACAGGUGGCUGCGACUCGAACGCGAAACACAUAGGAACGAAACGUGCAUCCGGAACGACUGCUGUUGUCAUCCUCGGGGACGGCAGAAUACACUUCUGCGGAACGUAUAGAAACGCGCGGCGAGCUUAAACGAGUUACGCGAACGCGAUAGAGAAACAGAGAAAACAGUAGAAACGGGAUCGGACAGUACGGAAACGUGUUGGACGACCGGAGCCCGGCUAUUGGAAUUCGCCGAAACCCAGGAAUCCCUGCAGAAUCGGCGAACGAUGUCGGUCGACUUCCGGAUUCGUGCCCGCGUGCCACGAAAUCGUAAUCGCCCGACUCCUCUUCCUGGUUGCCGACUAACGGUAACGGGCCUCUGCAAACGCUCGAACAAGCACGCGUGGCCGCGUUGAAAGGGCUUGUUGUGCCGCGGACACAACCGGGAUAAUCACUGUUUGCAGGGCGGAUGCUCGUUGUCCACCUAGUAACAGGCAUCGAGGCUGUGCCGUGGCACCGAAUGCACGCGCAUCGUUCGAAAUGCCGAUCGUUGUCGCGCCAACCGUCACCGUUUCAUGGUUUUCGGCAGCCUUUUUUCGCCGAGUUUCGUCCGCCCGACUCCCGACGAUCUUCGACGUGGACUCGUGUUUCGGAUAGUUGCCGUUGUUUUCUGCCGCGACACGCCUGUAUACCUUGUUUCCGUUUAAUCCUCUUGCGAAGCUGUCGCGGAUUUCAGGACGGAUGUCCGGUUUUCCAACGAGUUGCCGAAGAUUUUACAGACAGCUGUUAACGCUGUAGAGUUGGCAGCAGGAUUUUAUAUAUGUCGCGAGUCCAGCGAAAUCCGUAUCGUUUUCCCUGUGGCAAAAUUUACAACGUAACGCGUAAUGUAACGUAACGGUGUAAUGGAAACCGCGUGUCUGGGUCCUAAUGAAAGCUACAUUCUCUUGAGAUUGCACUGGCAGCGGCGUCGUUUAACAAGGCCUACGGUAUUACUGCGCAAAGGUGUGCCGUUUACGGUCUCACGACCAUACUCAUUCCGUCGUAUCACGCGCAACGGUUCUCCAAUCCAAAAUUCAUCUAAACCUUAUUACCUAACCCGUCCCUCUCGGUAGGAUAGCAACAUCCUGUCACAGCCUCUUUCCAUCCACGCUUAGUACGUACCUAGUUCGUGCGAGGUUGGAACUUAACAGUCGAUAGAUCGUCCGAAUCUAGUAAAACCGUCGAGUCUUGGACGCGCGCGGCGUCCGCUCGUUUAUCAACGACGCUCGUUUAUUAACGGCGAUUUUACCUUAGCGUUUAACGGGACGGGUAACGAGCGUUGACGCAGCCACGCGUCCUCGCGCGUUAUUGCACGCGGCAAAUAAUGAAUCGUCGCGAUUCGUUGAUUCGUUAUUUUCUAUCUCGCUCCCUGUGUAUUUCCAAAGCUUAACGCCAGACGCAAAGGUUCUCGCCGUUUGAUCGGCUGAAUAUUUUCACGCGCUUGUUCGUUGACGAUUAACGACUGGUUACGAGCGCGGCAACGGACCGUGAUAAUUAUUAGCCGGUAUAAACGAUGGUUAUUGGCGCGCGACAAUUUAAUUAUUUGACGCUAAUGCGGUUCACCGUUUCGACGAUAUCGUCAAGCUGGUCGCCAUUGUCAUCCCCCCGCCCUCCCUAUAGAGAUCAAAAACCAUUGACUCUUCGUAUCGUGCCAAUCCUUUCUUGCUGAUUCACAGCUUUCUAUUCCCUCGGAGAUGGACGCUCUUCGCGGCGAAUAAAUUGCCAUUAUACCAGCGCUUUCUGCUGGCGAUUUCCCAAAUUGAUGAUUCUCCAAUUUCCAAUAUGCUGAAAAUUAUGCUUCCGCUGCUGGACGAGGAGUGCAGGCCAAGCCGCGUUGAUUAAAUCGAUGCAUAAUCGAAAUUAAACAUUAACCGCACGGUGGCCUCGAUCGGGAACCGUCGACCAGGCGACGACCGAAUUAAUAUGGAACUCGUAGCAACGCUGUACGAGGUAGCAGCUCCUUGCCGUCGAUUUCACGAAUACUUUCAAUUUAAUCGAACACUGACUGGCUCCAUAAAGGAUACGGUGUAAUUACGAUGAUUAGAAUUUAAUGGACCGCGCGUAGCUGGCCACCGAUCCCGGAUCAGUUUCAAAGCAGCGGAUAACGUCGAGGCAGCCCGCUUAUCUGUCUUCGCUUCGGAUAUCGAACUCGUCGCGGUGUGAAAAUUGCGAGAGGCGUGUUUAUAGAACGUGAGGAAAUUGCUCGUCAACCUUCGUCAUUCAUAGACUUUGCUGUUCGACUCGGUACUUGGAUCCGUGCCCCGUAGGUACCGCUUUCGCCGUAACGAGAACGUAGAUUCCGUCAUGGUGUGUCUGGUUGCGAUAAUUUGCUCGAUGUAACCGUGUUUACCGUCCUGGGUUACGAUACUUUUGCCUCUCCUCGAAUCUCCGAUCACACAUUCGCUACUAUUCCCCUGCUAUCGAAAUCAUGGUUGUUCGACGCGGUAACGCGGCUCAUUCUGUUACAGCGGAUCUCGUUUCAAGGUCGAUCAAAUGCUUCCAUCGUUUGCUUAUUCCUAUACCUAUUCCAUUUGCCGACAUUGCUAUUCCAACAACGUGAAACGCUCUACGAGCAGCACGAGCAUACCUUGUUACUCGCGGAGUCGCUCUUCUCACCUUAUACUCGCGUAUCUUCUAAAACACCGAGAACCGUGAAAUACCUUCUCCGUUCGGAGAAGUUCGGUUUUCGAAAGGAAUCGAAUUUUUGAAGUUGACGGGGGAGAGAAGCGGCGCGUGAGAAUCGAGCUUAAACGAAAUCGAGAUUAAACGCGCGGUCGGACGAGAUUCGUCCAUCGACUUCCUGGUGUUUGCGUUCGGUUACGAGAUACGCGUUGAAUUAUCGAGCGACGCGUGCCGCCAUCAAACUUCCCACGCGACUGGUGCUCCGGCAAAAUCGAUCCCAGUAGCAUUCUCUUCGCGUGUCUUUAAUCUCGUUGCAGCUUGUCGCCUUGACGACGUUCGUCAGAGUCCAAACGUCGUUUCGCAAACAUCGCCACGAGUUUGGACGCGAUCUGCAGGCACGAUCCCAGGCAUCUCAGGCGUAAUCGCGUGGUUCGUUUCGAAGCGAGUAGUUGGUCCGGUUCUUGAGACUUUUCCUAUUUUUCAGGGCAUACGCGUAAUUUUCAUCCUAUUUCACGGGAGAAUAACAGUUAACAGAUCACAGCUGUAAUCUCGGCCUUCUUUCGAAACCGGAUAGAGCGCAAAGAGAAUCAGAGAACAGGUUGUUGAACGCAUCGGAAGGAAGUUUCGCCGGUGUCGGACGAAACUGAAUAGCUCGCAGCGAGGAAGCCGAGAGUCGUGUAACUACGCCGUACCGUCUACUACAUAGCACUGCUAUGAAUAUAUGUAUGAAAUACAAGCAGACGCCUGUUUGUCGAUCGAUGGAUCGCGAUCAACGCUGUAGAGAAUUUAUAUCGAAAUUUUCGCGAGGAACGAGCAACGUUCCGUGGAAACGGCAAAUCUCGCGCGAUCGCGGUGUCUCUGACGCCUGGCGAUCCGAGCGCAACAUUAUUCCAACUUUUCUUUCUUCUUGAUCAUCGUUGCGAAAUAUGGCUGCACCGUGGCAAUAUUUCGUCGAUUCGAGGAAACAACCCGCAAUCGCGUAGCUUCGUAGACGUAUUGCUUUUCCUAUUUGACACGUCGAUGGUUUCCUCUUGUCUUCGACAAAUCGAGCGUGGACUGGAAACGGCUGGGUUAUGGAAAUAUUCGAACCUUUUCUUUCACCGAACCUGACUUGUUUCGUUUAGUUUUCUUUUUUUUUUUUUCUUUUCUUCUUUUUAUUAAUUCGCCGUUAUUAUUCGAUAUUGGAAUUCUAUACGAGGCAUGAUAUUAAAUUUCGGAUAGAAGACGGAAACCCGCGAACAAGUUCAAAUUGGAAUGGUGCGUCAAACGCGAUAUCGGAUUAAGAUUCUCAGCGACGAAACACGGUUUACUAUCGAGACUCGAAGAAGCGCCGGCUCCGCGUAAACCUCGUGCUUUGCGGCGUUCGUGACUCGCGAACCCCCUGCUUAGAUUGCCUCGAAUCGAGUCAGAACACGAACGUAUCGACCAAGUUGGUGAAACUCGGUCAGCGUGUUUUCCUUUCGCACGGUGUAACGAAUAUCAUGGCUGUCGGACGAGAGACGGGAGAAGAAUGUUAGUAGCCGAUGGGAAAGCGGCAGAGAAGCGCGCGAAGCGUGGCAUGUACGGCAAAAGGAUUAGGAUGGGACUACGACGAGAUCGCGUCAAGUUUUUCGCCGUAAUCGUUAGAAAAUGGGAGAGAAAAGAGGUAAAAGGGCCAGGAAAAAAGAGGAGAGAUAAGUAAGGGGGAGAGGAGAAUCGAGGGCAGACGUAUCGAUCUCGUUCGACCCUCCCUUCGACCGUAAAGUUCGUCGCGAACGGAAUUACGAUUCCGCACAAUUACACAGUCGCACAUCUAUAUCAUUUGUGCACACACACGUACACAUAGGCGCGCGUGCGCGCAUACAUCGGCAUAUAUACACCGCGAUCACCUCCGUGAAUCCACAUUCAUAUACAUAUAUAUAUAUAUAUAUAUACAUAUAUAUAUAUAUAUAUAUAUAUAUAUAUAUAUAUAUAUAUAUAUAUAUACAUAAAUAUAAAUAUAAAUAUAUAAGUAUACAUGUAAUACGUACACGCGCUCAUGUACACACGAUGUUCCGAAGGAUUGAGCAAUACGAUUUGUAUUACCGUGUAUAACGUAAUGUAUUCGAUUCUGCACAUGUCGUACGUACUUUUGAUGUAGCGAAGGAUUUUUCACGACUGAUACGAGAUUAAAGAAUAAAAAUAGCUUUUGUAUUAA
Molecule: messenger RNA, 12077 nt
Organism: Bombus huntii
Lineage: Eukaryota; Metazoa; Arthropoda; Insecta; Hymenoptera; Apidae
Product: leucine-rich repeat-containing protein 24-like
Exons: 5
Coding region: 914-3088 (724 amino acids)
Molecular function (GO): protein binding
Source: RefSeq, a predicted model, not a curated record